Ipomoea triloba (trilobed morning glory) is the source of this 1878-nucleotide messenger RNA. RefSeq names its product receptor-like protein EIX2. Lineage: Eukaryota; Viridiplantae; Streptophyta; Magnoliopsida; Solanales; Convolvulaceae. The transcript has a single exon. Gene Ontology annotation, cellular component: plasma membrane. Gene Ontology annotation, molecular function: protein binding. The coding region runs from base 1 to 1878 and encodes 625 amino acids. The record is from RefSeq and is a predicted model, not a curated record.
AUGGAUCUUAGUUCUAACCAUUUUCAAGUUUCAAUUCCCAAUUGUCUUGGAAACUUGACUUCUUUAACCUUUCUUAGUUUAAGUCAUAAUAGCUUUACAGGUUCAAUUCCCAGUUCUCUUGGAAACUUGACUUCUUUAACCUCUCUUAGUUUAAGUCAUAAUAGCUUUACAGCUUCAAUUCCAAAUACCAUUGGUAGUCUUUGUAGAUUGCAAGUGCUUGAUUUAUCCUGGAAUAAAUUGACGGACUCCAUUGCAGUUCUUUCUGAUUGCUUAUUAGAUAGUUUGACAGACUUGUACUUAGAUUCUAACAAUUUCAAUGGUCAACUUCCAAACCAGUUGUACAAGUUUAAGAAUUUGCAACUACUUUCUCUGUCUUCAAACUCCUUCUCUGGUCCAAUAAUUGAGUCACUUGGAAAUUUGUCAAUGUUGCUGGAGCUGGAUAUUAGUAACAAUAAGUUUAGUGGUAGUGUUCCCUCUAGUCUUGGUGAACUUUCAAAUCUUGAAGAGUUAUAUAUAUCUAAUACUUCAUUGGUAGGUUUCCUAUCUGAAUUCCAUUUUUCAAAACUCAGUAAGCUUCAAACUUUGCACAUAUCUAGUAAUUUGUUUGUUUGGAAUGUAAGCUCCAACUGGGUUCCUCCUUUCCAACUCUCUGACAUAGCAAUGAAAUCCAUCAAAAUUGGUCCUCACUUUCCUCAUUGGCUUCGUACUCAAAGAUAUGUUGAACGGUUGUUUAUGUCUAAUGCCAGCAUCUCAAGUGCUAUCCCUGAUUGGUUUGAGAAAUUUUUCUGGAAUAGCUUUGAAUUAGAUCUCUCUAAAAAUCAGAUAAGUGGAGAGCUUCCCUUGAAACCACAUGUUGAAGGUUACAAGAAGAUGUGGUACCUUUCUCUUUCAAACAAUUAUUUGAGUGGUGGCAUCCCCAAGUGGCUAUGUAGUUUUGAAAUUUUAAUGAUUCUUGCUCUGUCUACAAAUCAGUUAUAUGGAGAAAUACCUCCAUGCUUAGGAAAACUACAAAGCUUGGGAGUUCUUGACUUGGGGAAUAACAAUCUAAGUGGUCACAUUCCAAAUUCAUUGGGAUCUCUACAAUGGCUAUACUCUAUGCACUUGCAGAAUAAUGAACUUGAAGGGAAACUCCCGGGAACCAUGCAGAAUUUAACAAGCUUGAUAACCUUGGAUUUGAGUGAAAAUAAACUUAUGGACGUUAUCCCUUCAUGGAUUGGGGGAAAAUUAUUGAGUUUGAAAUAUCUUGUCUUGUAUAGAAAUAAGUUCUAUGGGGAUAUUCCAUUGCAACUAUGUCAACUGCAUGAUCUUCAAUUGUUAAAUUUGGCAAAUAACAACAUAUCAGGAUACAUUCCACAGUGUUUUGGAAACUUUACUGCAAUGGCUUUUGAUGACAAACAGUCAUAUGAUUCGUACAACGGAACGUAUGAAGAUGAAAUUGAUGAAGUCAUAAAAGGAUUAACAUUGCAGUACACUAGAAACCUUCGAUUCCUAAAAUCUAUAGAUCUUUCAGGGAAUCAUAUUGCUGGAAAGAUCCCGAUUGAGAUAAUGAGUUUGCAUGCAUUGCAGAACUUGAAUUUUUCUAGAAAUAAUCUGAGUGGAACAAUCCCUGAGACAAUUGGUAAUUUGAGCAAAAUUGAAUCACUUGAUUUAUCUAGAAAUGAAUUCUCUGGUCCCAUUCCACCAAGCUUGUCAUCUUUGAAUUUUUUGAGCCACUUGAACUUAUCAUUCAACCAUUUAUAUGGGAGAAUACCAACAGGAAGUCAACUUCAAACUCUCAAUGAUCCAUCCAUUUACAUGGGCAACGAAGGACUUUGUGGUGCCCCUCUUCCAAAGGAUUGCCCCAAUGAUGUACCAUCUUUUGUUAAUCAAUCUACAUAA